UGCUAUGCCAGUUGUCUCGGUCCUGGAGCUCACGUGCGAGGUGCGAGGGACUACCAGGUAUUCUUCUAGAGUUUCACACACAGGCAACCUUCAGCCCACCACUCCGCUCUCCUCUUUCAUUCUUCGCACAUACAGGUACAACUCUCGUUCCGCCUUCCUGUUCCUGUCUACACCCUCGCAACACCGACUCACACCACCGCCCGCUCUUCUCCGUGUUGCCCAUCGCUCUCCCUCUGCUCGCUUGACUCUGUCCAGGUACAGGUACGAGGAAAGAGCGGUGCUCCUCGAGAAUCAACGACACAUCACAACCCGGAAGCCACCUCCCCACGCCGCCACCAGCAGCACCCUCCCCCACCACCAGUACCACCAGUACCACCACCACUACCACCAGAGAAAACCGCGCCUCACAUCAGACACCUCUGCCGACGACCGAGCACUUGCGCAUGACAUCGUGAAGAUAGCGGCGGCCCCAGGUCGCGAGCCGACCUACUCUACAACCCUUGCGACUCGCAGAGCUGUCACCGAACAGCAACCGCAACACAUCUACCACCAUGCGCCCUCUACGCCUCCUCCUCACGCUCAUAUCAUGCAUCAUCGCCUUCUUCUUACUCGUCUUCAUUGGACCUUGGCACAACGACGACGACGGUGCAGAGGAUGAGCGUGGGGCCCUGCGCACAUACUUCAACUGGCGGACGCCCUCCAGCUUGUUCCCUCCCAGCGCCAUCAUCAGCCUGACCGAUGACAACUCCACCAACUUCAUGGCCAGACCUGCUGCGUUUGGUCCGCUGCUCCCGGUCAAGAGCUUGAGCGGGCAGCUCUGGAUUGGCAGUGGCUUCGGCAAUGAUCAUUUAGGCCAAGGCGGCUCUGGCGUAGCCGCUGGAGGAGAGCUCGGCUGCAGUGACGUGCCGGGUUGGGAAGACGUCGGCAGCUGGACGAGCACGAAGAAGCCCGCCAGCGAUGGCAAGACUCCUGUAACAGACGGCCAGGGGCCACUAGCAGGCCACACGAAACGAGACUAUCUUCCUGCGCAUGAUGAGGAUGAGGAGACACCACACGAGGAGUCGCCCUCCGAAGAUGACGGCACGGACGACCAUUUGCACCAUCCCCUGCCCGCGUCCGAUGGCAUCCACGGAAAUGGCAACUCCGCUGGUAGUACUAAGAAACCUACUCAUGCCGACAUUCAGUCACUACAGGAGAGCGCCGAGAUAGCGGGCAAAGUGGUCCUGCUCAGCCGCGGUGGCUGUGGUUUCUUGGAGAAGGUCAAAUGGGUGCAGAGAAGAGGCGGUAUCGCGCUAAUUGUGGGAGACGAUCAGCGAGGGGGUCAGCUGGUGACUAUGUAUGCGCGAGGAGACACAUCCAACGUCACAAUACCCUCACUCUUCACAUCGCACACCACGGCCCAGCUUCUGUCCAGCUUGAUGCCGGCUGGCGGCAAUACCAUCGUCGAAUCGAAGAAGCUCGCCACUCCUGGUGGCAGACUUGGCCAGAAAUCCUCCAACAGCAAGGACUCAGAGGACAGGCCCAGCUUCACCACGACUACUGCUACGAAGAGCAAGCCUACCUUUGCGGCGAACGCGAAGAAGGCCGAUCAAGCGGAAGCGAAGCUGAGCAGGCAGCAUGCGGGAGAGGAGGCGCAGAGACAUCACGCCGGCUGGUUCGCCUCGAUUUUUGGCAGUGGCGCUGACGAUGCUGACAGCAGACGUCCUCCUAGCAGUGGCAAGCCUGGCUGGAUCCUGCAGAAGGAAUUUGACGAAGAUGAUGCGGAGCACAAACAAGCUCCUCCUCGAAAGCACACAGUUACCGCGCCCUCUCACAAAUUACCAGCCAACAAGCAACUGCAUGAUUCAGACGAUGGCUUCGUCAUCGGAGUGCAGGAUUGGCGAGACCCUGAUUUGGUAGCCGAGCAGAGAGAGCAGCAUCAUCAUCAACACGACGGCACCUCCACCUCCACCUCCACCACUACCGCCACCUCGGCCACUGAUCCCAAGACCACUCCUGUUAUUGAAUCAUCCCUCAAGGGCGGCAGCAUCACACCUGGUAGUGGUGAAUAUGGCAAAGCCCUUCAUGAAGCACUUGACCUGGGCGAUUCGAGGAAGCCAGAUCCGAAGCAGGACGCGGCGGCAUUGCGCAUUGACGCAGAAGACGCAUCUCGAAGCUGGAUCAGUCGGUUGUUCAGUUCAAGUGAAGAACCUGACGCCCUACCAGAGGCUAUGAUGCCAUUCAAGGAUUUGCCCAAACAUCAAGACCAAGGAAUACAGCACACCAAGACUGACACGCCGCAUCGCAAGCCUCAGCUUGCGAAUGCCGGCGGCGCAUCGCAUCAUGACGGCCUGUGGGUGACCUUGUCGCAAACUUCCAUGUCAGCGUCGCCUUUCUUUGACACAUUACUGGUGUUGGUCGUAUCACCACUGGUCACACUGACUGUAGUCUACGCCCUUCUUUUACUUCGUUCACGGAUACGGCGACGCCGGUGGCGCGCACCAAAAUCUGUCGUCGAGCGCCUGCCCGUACGUACAUAUCAGACUAUGCCCAGCAGCACUGCCUCGACCACUUCAAUUUCCUCACAAGCGAGUGUUACCACACCACUGCUGCCAACCUCGCGGCCCAUUGGCACCAGGUCAAGACCUCGAGCACGUACGGCGUCGGAGCUACCACACGGCAGCACCUCCGUCCGUUCGGAUGACAUGGCAUCGCCCUCACUAGAGCAAGUCGAGGAGAAGCGUGCGGCUGGCCUAGCAGAAUGGCGAAGACGCUAUGGCGGCAAACAACGGGAAUGUGUCGUCUGCUUGGAAGAGUACGUGGAUGGCGUCAGCAGAGUCAUGAGUCUACCUUGCGGCCACGAGUUCCACGCCGAGUGCAUUACGCCCUGGCUCACGACUCGUCGUCGCACAUGUCCCAUCUGCAAAGGUGACGUUGUACGGUCUCUCGCUCGAUCCCAUGGCUCAUCAUCAUCAUCGUCAUCGUCAUCAACUACGCCCCCACAUCAAGAGCAUCACGAACCUUAUCGAGAUGACAAUGAAGACGAAGACGACGACGACGACGACGUGCAUGAACAGGCUCUCACUUUAGUGACUAAUGAUGAUUCGGCCUCACCACAGCCUGUGAGUAGGGAAGAUGAGGCUUUUGAGGACUUGGAAAGAGGUUUGCCGGAUAGGAAUCGGUGAGCAUCUAUGACACGACAGUACAGCUUGGCAUGUGACGAAUAAUGAAUGAUCACAAGCGUGUCCUGUUACUGCUCUGAUGGGAAAAUGAUGAGGCCAUGCGAGUUUUUUACGCUUCUGUCUUGCAUGGGUUUGGGUUGGUCUUUGUGUGAUACCCCUUGCUUGUGUGCUGGUUGUUCGAGGGAAAAUAUUGUUACAACAUACGCGCUUCGCCGGGUCCUGACAAUCUGAUGGUUUGCGCAUGGCGGGCCAUGCCCAUCGCCUUCCCCUGUGUGGUGCCUCUGCCGCCUGCGGGCAUGGGACGACAACGUGACGGUUGGCGUUCAAACGGCCCCCUCCAUCUCCCUCUGCAUACUCAGAUCAUUUAUAUUGAUCGAAGUCCGUUAACAGCAGCUGAGUCGAAACCAGAGCCAGGUCGUAACCGGUCUCCAUUCUUCAAUGUAUUCGGAAGUAUAUGUAAGUGCUGACUGGAGACGUCUUCUCCGUCUUGACCAGCACGUGAGUGAGGUUGGACCACACCACACACCACCUUACCUCUGUCUUGGGCUAAAGGCACCUGAUCUGUGCUGCAUGCGCCAGACGUUGUGGUACUCCAGAGGACAUAGCUCGAGCUGCGGUCAUGCACUAG
Molecule: messenger RNA, 3789 nt
Organism: Sphaerulina musiva SO2202
Lineage: Eukaryota; Fungi; Ascomycota; Dothideomycetes; Mycosphaerellales; Mycosphaerellaceae
Exons: 2
Coding region: 552-3164 (870 amino acids)
Molecular function (GO): zinc ion binding
Source: RefSeq, a predicted model, not a curated record